Messenger RNA from Phalacrocorax carbo (great cormorant), 1957 nucleotides. The record is from RefSeq and is a predicted model, not a curated record. Lineage: Eukaryota; Metazoa; Chordata; Aves; Suliformes; Phalacrocoracidae.
GCCCCGACCCCAGCGCCGGGUCACGUGCUUCGCGGUCACGUGCGCGCGGGGUCACAUGACACACCCCCCCCCUUACAGCGAUGGCGGAGGAGGAGCCGCUGCUGCCGGCCCCCCCAGCCGAGGCCCCCCCGGAGCCGCCGAGCGCCCCCUGGAGGAACGGAGCCGCCUUUUGGCUCCUGGGCUUCUGUAACAACGUCCCCUACGUGGUGAUGCUCAGCGCCGCCCGCGACAUCCUCCAGCCCCCCGAGGCGCCGCCGCCCCACGGAAACGGCUCCCGCUACGACUGUAACCCCGUGUCCACUGGGGCCGUGCUCCUGGCCGACAUCCUCCCGGCGCUGCUGGUCAAAGUGGCCGCCCCCUUCGGGCUCCACCUCCUGCCCCACAGGCGUGGUGUUGGCCAGCGCCGCCUCGGGGCUGGGGGAGGUCACGUUCCUGGCGCUCGCCUCCGGCUACCCCAGGGUGGGCGUGUCCUGCUGGUCCUCGGGGACGGGGGCGGCGGGGCUGGGCGGGGCCCUGGCCUAUGGGGCGCUGCUGCAGGCGGGGCUGCCCCUGCCCCACGCCCUCCUGCCCGCCCUCGGCCUCCCCCUGCUCACCCUGCUCAGCUACUUCUUCCUGCUGACCCCGCCCCCGCCCCCCACGGAACCUCCGCCCCCCGCCGUGGGGCUGACGCUGGGCCAGAAAUGGAGGCUGGUGAAGCUGGAGCUGCUCUACUUCCCUUCCUCCGCCCUGACCCACGGCGAGCAGUACCGCUGGUACCAGCUGCUUUACCAGGCCGGCGUUUUCGCCUCCCGCUCGUCCCUUCGGUGCCUCCGGCUGCGCCGCGUCGCCCUCCUCGCCCUCCUGCAGGUCUUCAACGCCGCCCUGCUAUUGGCCGCCGUGGCCACGCCCUUCCUGCCCGCCCUGGGCGUGGCCUUCGCCGUGGUGGCGGGGGAGGGGCUGCUGGGGGGCGCGGCCUACGCCAACGCCUUCCUCAACGUGGCCGAGGAGGCCCCGCCCGAGGGGCGGGACUUCGCUGUGACAGUGGCGUCGCUGGGAGAGACGGUGGGCGUGGCCCUGGCCGGGGGGGCGGCGCUGGGGGUCCACGACUUCUUCUGUGGGGCGGCCUGACCCACGGCACGGGAGGAGGAGGGCUCUGGGCCCCACGGCUCUGCCCCAUAGCGGCAUGGACAGCUGGGCCCCACUGCUCUGCCCCAUAGAGCUCUGGGCCCCAUGGGUCUGCCCCAUAGGGCUCUGGGCCCCAUGGCACUGCCCCACAGUGCUCUGGGGCCCACGGCGCUUUCCUAUAGUGGCAUGGAGUGCUGGGCCCCACUGCUCUGCCCCAUAGAGCUCUGGGCCCCACGGCUCUGCCCCACAGCGGCAUGGACAGCUGGGCCCCACGGCGCUGCCCCAUAGAGCUCUGGGCCCCAUGGCUCUGCCCCAUAGGGCUCUGGGCCCCAUGGCACUGCCCCACAGUGCUCUGGGGCCCACGGCGCUUUCCUAUAGUGGCAUGGAGUGCUGGGCCCCACUGCUCUGCCCCAUAGAGCUCUGGGCCCCACGGCUCUGCCCCACAGCGGCAUGGACAGCUGGGCCCCACGGCGCUGCCCCAUAGAGCUCUGGGCCCCAUGGCUCUGCCCCAUAGGGCUCUGGGCCCCAUGGCACUGCCCCACAGUGCUCUGGGGCUCAUGGCGCUUUCCUAUAGUGGCAUGGAGUGCUGGGCCCCACUGCUCUGCCCCAUAGAGCUCUGGGCCCCACGGCUCUGCCCCACAGCGGCAUGGACAGCUGGGCCCCACGGUGCUACCCCAUAGAGCGCUGUGACCCACGGCGCUGCCCCAUAGGGCUCUGGGGCCCACGCCUCUGCCCCACGGCGCUGCCCCAUAGAGCGCUGUGACCCACGGCACUGCCCCAUAGGGCUCUGGGGCCCAUGCCUCUGCCCCACGGCGCUGCCCCAUAGAGCGCUGUGACCCACGGCGCUGCCCCA